AUGAUGAUGGUUUCCUUACGAGCUGACCGUCGCGACUCGGCGCAACCCUGUGCUCCACCGCCAGACAUUCGGCGCCUUCUGCGUCACAACACGGCACCAGAGCUUUUGGCAACCGGCGUUGUCCUGCCAACACCCUCCGCUCUUGGCGUCUCCGUGCACAUUGAUCGUCUGGUCCAGAUCUACAUGGUCGGCGAACUCUUCCGAAUUGGACCCUCU
Messenger RNA from Dibothriocephalus latus, 216 nucleotides. The record is from the annotation of a GenBank genome assembly. Lineage: Eukaryota; Metazoa; Platyhelminthes; Cestoda; Diphyllobothriidea; Diphyllobothriidae.